This is a messenger RNA of Sphaeroforma arctica JP610, 1449 nucleotides long. RefSeq lists its product as hypothetical. The record is from RefSeq and is a predicted model, not a curated record. The transcript has 2 exons. NCBI's taxonomy places the organism in Eukaryota, Ichthyosporea, Ichthyophonida. The coding region runs from base 1 to 1449 and encodes 482 amino acids.
AUGGUCAUGAUAAUCGGCGAACAGCCACAUCAGGUUGCACCAUCACACCAAACAUUAUUAGAAAAGAAGAGGAAGCUUUUCAGCGAAAGCAGGAGCGCAGCAGAAAGUACCACGGUAAAUUCGCCCCCUACUCUUAAUCAGCAACAGGUCCCCCGCAUUCCAGAAUAUCAAGAAGUUGUGGGACGGCAUCGACUCGCAGAGACUAGGAGAACAUUAAGUAGUACUGAUAUCACCCACGUGGGAAUGGAGAACACUCGCAGCAGUCAGAAGGUGUCGGAUGCAUAUUCUCCCAUCCCACUCGUAAAUAAGAAACAAGACGUCUCCGUAUUAGUGAGGGCUAUAUCAAAACCUAUCGGCAACAGCGGCACCUCUAAUAUUAGAAGAGAUCGUAGCACUUCACGGUCAGUGAGUGUCACGGGUCGAUUCGUAGUUUCCACAGACAAGCUCCCGAAAUAUGAAAGGUCGAACUCUACGCUGUCCACAACACUAAGUGCGCCUUUCCUGGAGGAAUGUCGAGUCACAGAUUCACCUAUUCUUUCGGGUGUAACGCGAGGAAGGCUUGCAACUCCAAGAAACAAUGCCAGUAUGGACAUGGCUUUUUGCGGCACUGAUUUAUUUGAGAAAGCAGGCGUAGAUGCGUCUCACUUUCUAUCAGAUGAUAUCAGCGUUACAGGUAGAGAGGAGAACAUCCUUUCCUGUACGCCGCAAAAAAGUAACACUAGCAAUAUAAGCACGAAUUCGGGAGCGAUUACAUCUUCCAUAUCGGCAGUUAAUGUGCGACCCAAUGGAGUGCGUCAUCGGUCUGCUAGCAUGCGGAAGGGACGCUUUACGGUAUUCUCAGACUCCACAGAUUCCCUACCCGAAGUCAAUUUAGGCGGGACUGUUGCCGUCGGCAGCAAUAUGACUAUUGCCAACGGUACAGGAAUGGGAGUGCAUAGGAAUUCAACUACAAAUUCAGGAGCCGCAACGCCAAAUAUGCGGUACAGACCAACAAGUUUAACCGGUAGAGACAGCGAGGACGUUGCCACAUACCUGCAUUCGCAUCUUCAAUCGCCUAACUCAAGUUUACUACCAGCAUCAAGAGACGCGAGCCCUCACGUUUACGGUAAGGGUUCACAAGAACCGAUGAAAAUAACUCGCUUAGGCAGCAGGGACGCUAUAGGAGCAGACUCAAACUUCAACGCAAAAGGCUUCACUAAAAUGAACGAAAAGUUCCAGCAAGUACUAAACCAGCAAACUGAAAUCUUGGAAGUCAUUAGAAACGUCAAACUCACAUGCGAACGAAAUACGCGAGCAAUCGAGGGUUCACAAUCCAAUCAGCAUAUGAUCAAAUCGAUCCUGGUCAAGAGAUUAAAUAACAACGACGCCAAGAAUCGAAGGACGAAUGAAAUGGUUGGCACAGAAGCCACUGCAAUCAGUAAGUUUCCGUGCUACAAUAGGCUUAGAUAA